GCUUUCGGUUUUCCUGCAGCCUCCGUCGCAGGCUGCAGCUCCGUGCUGCACCUACCGCGCAUUGCGUCCGCGCGCGUUUCACAUAGAUGCACCUAUAUACACGUGACAAUUUUUCUUCCGUCAUCAACGCGAGGCACGUGCGACGGACUCGGGUCAACGAGGCGCGACAGUUUCCUUGUUGCUCACGUGAACACGCAGGUGUAACUUUUGGAGCCAAAACAGCUGUUCGUUAAAUAUUCGACUUCCACAAAAUGCAUUCCAAACGCAUACUAUACCGUGCGCCGCACCUACGCAAUGUUUCGUUGUGACACUUCGCGUGCUUCGGAUGCAGUGCAGCGUCGAUGGCUCGUGGAGAUCGUUAUUUUAGAUUGAUCGACUACAGAUAUUCGUAAAAGAUUAUUUGAAAUGAUUUUCUUUUACAAGCAGUUAUAGAAAUGCCUAUACAAAAUUUGAAGGCAGAAGAUAUCCUGGAGGCUCUAGAAUCGAAGCUCGCAUAUGUUCCAGGUGGUCGUGAUCGCGACGGACGACCUUUGAUAGUAAUUAGCGUUCCAUCGGAACUCGACCCAACAACGAAACCGAAACUAGAGUCCCUCAUCUUAUAUUUUAUAUCAAUUUUUAGCGAAGAGACGAAAGAAAACGGUUUGGUUUUAAUUGUGGACGCGCGUCGCGGUGCAUGGCGCAUAGCUAGGUCUUGUAUCAGGCUAUCCACAAAUCUUAUAGGAUCUAAAGUCGUUUCUGUGAUCGUCGUACGACCUGAUGGCUUCUGGGAUAAACGUGUCGACAGUUGUACCAAGUCGCACAAAGAAAUCGAACCAAUAUACGUUACUCAAACAAGACUGCACGUUUAUAUUGAUUUUUCUCAAUUGCCAUACGAGUUAGCAGGUAACAAGGCAUACAAUCAUGUCGAGUGGAUUAAGAAACGUAUGAAAAUAGAAGAUUAUUCGAGAGACGCGUUGGAGCUUAUAUCAAAAAUGACAAAUUUGCAUCAAAGAUUAAAUACUCUCGAUGGUAUUCGUAUGACACAAUCGGACGAUGACAUAGAGUCUUAUUGGGAGAUCGGCACAGAAUUGUUAUCAACUGCACGUCAAAUACUCCAAUCAGGCAGGAGUUUAGUGAGUUCCAUGAGCAGAGAGUCCUCCAAAGAUACUUUAGAUACUAUUAAAAAAAUUCAUAAACUACUCGAUUCAAUCGAGUUAAAACAGAUGGACAUUGAAAAUUCGUGGACGGAGAUGGAACGAAAUUUUGAUACUGCCAGAGUGAUCGAAGAUCUCGAGCAAGGUGUAUCGAGCGUUACCGAUUGGAUCCUGGGUCCGGCGGACACAAUGUUGAACUCUUGUUGUCAGGUUGGUUUCGACGUUUCCUCAUCCGAAGAACUCCGAAGACAGCAUGAAAAACUGGAGCUUCAAUGUCGGGAAACCUAUGGACGAUACGCAGAAUUACUUCACAAAAUCGAUAGUCUCCCUAAUAGCAGUCUACCGGAAGAUUUAAAGUCUCAGAGAGAUUUCAUGGACUUUGUGUGCCGCAGUUUCGCUUCGCGACUUGAAAGGCGCAGAAAUGUAUUGAUCACUUCGCAGCGAUUCUUCAGGCUUGUUUCUGAGUAUUUCGACAGAACAAGCGAGGUAUUUGAACAGUUGGUUAUGGGUAGCAGAAACUACAAUUUCUCUCAAGCGAGCGUUAAACUCCUAACAUUGGAAAAAAGUCAAACAGUUUUAGAUAGUUUAGAGCGGGAACUCGUAAAAGAAGGUGAAAAACUGUCGGAUGUUCUCUCUAUGCCAGUGAAGGAUGCGCUUGGUCGAGAAGUUUGUGUCAAUUAUAACGAGGACAUCAUCAAUGUGAAAGAUAUUUUAGAUGCAACAAAUGCCAGAAAGAACAUAUUUAAUGACAGCGUAGAAAUACAGAAGCUGUCACUAAAGCAAAUAGCUUUGAUACAUAUGUACGAGAGCGAUGCCGAACAAGCUGUUAAAUGGCUAGACGAUCUAUUCAACGUUCUACUGGAGAAUCACAUGGAAGUUGGCUGUAAUGCAAAAGAAAUACAAUCGCAAAAGGAAGAGCAUCAAUCCUUUCAGGAAACCGCAAAGGGAACUUAUGAGUAUGGUGGUCAGCUGGUGAAUGGCGCGCGCGUACUGAGAUUAUCUUGCAGAAUAUCUUUAGAGUGCAACGCCAGUCUUUUUUCAAGAUUGCGACAAGCCUGGCGGCAGUUUCGAUCUGUUAGUCAGGAACAACUAACAAGAUUGCGAGUAUGCGCUGUCUUCCACAGAAACGUCGAAGAUCACUGUACCAGAUUACAAAACCUGGUUGAAACUGUGACGGCUCUACAUCAUGUCGCAAAAGACGAAGACUUAACGAAAUCACGUAUCAAGGCAGAUAUAAGAGAUAUCCUUGACAAUCGAGAGAAACUUUUAUUGGAAGUUGGUCGGAUGGUGAGAUUGGGCCGCCUUCUCAAGACGAGAUUGAAGGAACCUCUUUGUCAUCAACAAAUGUCCGAAGCCGAAGAUGCUUCGAUCCUCGGCAGUAAUCUGACAGCAGUGGAAGCUAUCUCGGCGAAAUUGGCGGAAGUUACGCGUCUUGCGGAAAAGCUGGAUGCAAGACUAUGCGAAGCUGGAGCUCGAACUCGACCAGUGUCUAUUCCUACCGCGGUGACGUCCUCCUCUUCGUCCUUGCUCUCGAUAUCUGCCAUGUCGUCGUCAAACACGCCCACCCGUACAAUUUCUACUGCGACUGCACCGGCGUCGGAUGUGACAGUCGCGUCUGUAAUUGCUCAAAUGCAUCCAGUGUCUUCGGAAACAACCAGUGCGUCUGCCACAACUAGUGUUGAUAAGUCCAUUAUUGCUACAGCUGAAACACCUGACGAAAGUUCGCUCCACAUCCGUUCACAUUCCAUGGAGGAUGUUGAAAGAUUAAAUAAAGAUGCCAAGGAACUUACCGAAAAUGCUCGUAGCGAAAGUGCAGCAGAAGAAUACAAUGUAGAGGGUUAUAUAACUGCGACUGAGUGUUCAACUACUCCACCUCUGCGUUCCAGGAGCGAAUCUUUCGUUACAAUGCCGGAAUGCGAAGAUUUUUCUACCGCGACACCUGUGACGUCUUCGUGUUCUGAUUCCACUUGGUUGGCUACCGAAACGUCUAAAUUAAUAACUACAACUACACCUCAUAUUUCUACCCCGAGCAACGAAAAUCCGCUGAAAUUUGCUGAAACAACAGCCAGUACUAUUUCUACCGUCAACGAAAUAAAACCAACGACGCGAAUUGAAAGGAUGGACAAAAUCACUGACGAGCGAUCAGGCAGAAUUGUAAAAGAAGUUACGGAAACGACUGUUUUACGCGUGUCACACGAUAUUCGAUUAGAUGUAGCCUCUUACAAGUGCGUGUCAAAUACCGUGCAAGAUCAUCGGCAACAUGUCGAUGUGAAAGAUAUUCAAAAUAUGGAGCGUGUGUUAUUAGAGGAAUCUCGUGACGAAACGAAUGGCGUUCAUCAUGAUCUUGAUCUAUCAAUCUCCAAAGAAUCUGAAAAAUAUAUCGAUAAAUCUGCAAAAACAGUUCAGCCGGAUGAAAAUGUCACAACGAAACUCACGAAGAUCCGAGAACACACGUUGAAUGAAACCUCGCGUUCUGACUUGAAAGAAUAUGAGGACGUGUCGAUGUCCUCGCAAGAUUUUUUACGACGUCACGAGGAUAGUGGUAUUGAAAUGUCGCCAAUAAAGAAAGAUGACAAUUUGGAAGGCGAGGAUUUUCUCGAGAGAGCGAGGAAGAGCGGCGAAUGGCUAAAGCUGAAAAUACUCGAGCUACAACCAGAACUAACGAAACUUGGUGCUUCCGUAAAAGAAGCGACGGAACUCUCGAAUGCGCACGAUCAAGUACUACUUCGAUUACAGAAUAAGCAAAGUCCGGUGGAGGAAUUAUUACGGCAAGCCGAUCAAUUAAUUGCGACCCAGAGACCUAGAGCGGAAGUAUACACGGCCAUGGCAGAGACGUUGGGCCAGGCUUGGCGCGAUGUGAACCAACUUUUGGAACGUCGUAAAGAGAUACUCGAUUCCAACGUAUUGUUCCAAUGUCGAGCGACAGAGUGCAAAGAGAAUAUGGAGGCGUUGGAAAUGGCGUGUAACGACACAUUACUGCCGAUCGAGAUCGAAGCAGUGAGAAGCUUUCUAACGAAGAUCCAGGAUCUACGCAAAGAUAUGUUAGAAGCGCUGAUGGGUGCAUUGCAGGAAGGCAAGGCGUUGCUGGACAAACUCAAGGAAUUAGCAAACGAGGGCACUUUAGACUCUAGGCCAGACAACGUCAAAGAUGAGGCUAAGCACGCUGUGUUACGAGUCGAAAGAUGGCUGGAGGAACUUCACGACAGAAGACGGCUCAUCGAGGCGUCUUUCCGUAGUCGGAAAACUCAGUUGGAGCAAUGUCUCGCUCUCGCACUGCUCGCGACUGAUCUUCGUGAUCUCGAAGAAAUUCUCAACGACAGGAUGGCUGCGUUAACCGCCAGUUGCGAUCAAUUGGGAGAUUCUACAUCUAGCGUGGAAUUGCUUCUCUUUGAAUUAAAGAAAUUGCAAGCCGAAGCAAAGGAGUUUCAAGACAGAGCCAUUAAGAUAACUAAAUCGACCGAACGAUUAGUGUCAUCGGGACACUUUGCUGGCGAACAAGCGACCGAACAGGCGUACGCGAUUCUUAGCGUCGCCGCCGAUUACAUCAACGACUUGGAUCAGUAUAAUGCGCUAUUAAACAGAGCAAUGAUCUUUUUCGAUUCUGCACGAUCGGCUAUCACAAAAUUGGACCAGUUAGAAAUUCAAUUAAUGACAACGGAUCAUCCUCUUUAUUCCGCGCGGCUCGCACGUUUUCACGCGCAAACUGUGACUACAAUAGAAGACGUAAUUUCAAAACCUUUGUCGGAAGGAUACGCAUUAUUGGACGCCACGGGAAGAGGAGCGCCUGGUGCCGAGGGUGUAAAAAAUACUGUCGAAGAACUGGAAAAUCGCAAGAUUCGUUUGACAGAACGGUGUACGGCUCACAAAGAGGAAAGUCUGGAAAUUUCGAGGAUGCUUACCACAUUUUUGGAUAAGCACGACGCUUUACGAGCUUGGUUGACUAGCGUCGCCGAGGCCUUUCUUCAAGGACAUCAGGACAUGGGCAGCGAUUUGGCAAUGGCAUGCGAUUUCCGUCGAGUACAUUGUCAACUGCUGACCGACCUGGAAAAUAAAAGUGAAGAGGUGGAUCAUUUAGAAUUGGAAAUUCUUCCCAUCAUAGAACGCCUGGAUGAAACACAAAAAUACGAAUUGCGAUCAAAAAUAAAAGAUCUUGAGGACGAGUGGACGAAAACGAAGAUCGCGUUGGUAAAAAGAAUCGAAUUAGGCACGAUUUAUAUACAGUUUCACGAAAUUGUCGAAGAAUUUACUAAUGAAAUCGAUUCUAUCGAUAACGAAUUGAAAAAAUGUGAGGAUGCGUUAGAUGAGGCCAGAAUCGACGAGCUGGAAAGAAGAUGGAAGUCUCUUGAACCUUUUUACAAAAAACUCGAUAAUUGUGCUAAAGCGUUCCUCGAUGAAACAAGCAAUGUUGAUGAUCCUUAUCUCGAUAUAUCGCGAGCUUGCUUGUGUGUUCAAACUCUUUUAGAGAAGUUUGCCAAUCGACAAUUGAUUGUGACAGAAUCAUGGGAAAAGUGGCAGACUACUGUCGAAAUUACAAGACAGAGGCGAAUUGAGUGCGAGCGGAAAAUUGAAGAAAGCACGAAGACAUUAGCGUGGACUUCGAAAUUUGAGACAACGCUGUAUCCAGUGAUAACAGUUCGAUCCUCUAAAAUAAUCGAUAUUCUGGAUAAUUUGAAAGAUGUAAAACCACGGGUUCUACCUGAAUUAAACAGCGCUCGUCAAGAAUUGGACACUAGAAUCAAAAACAUUCAAGUGUUUGUCGAAAAAGGUGAAGCUAAAACAACUGAGCAGAUCUCAAGAAGACUUGUACAAAUGUACGAAAAAAUAAAUACAGUUGCCAAAGAUUACGAAACACUAUUGGAAUCUUUAAUCUCCUUCUUUAAAAAUCUCGAAGAGAUUGAACAUAAAAUUGAUCAAGCAAAGCAAGAAGCCACACGUGUGUCAGGUUUUUCAAAGUCAACUGCCGUAGAUGGCGCAUUAAACGAACUCGAGAUAUUGAAAACAUUUAUUGCGGAAUCUUUGCUACGAGUACGAACGAAAUCUGAAGAAAUAAUCGACAACAUUAGAAUGCAGGAGCCUCCAGAACCAGCGACGCAAGACAUCGAGAAACUGAAACGUGCCAUCGACUCCGUGGUUAUUGAGUUUGAAUCAUUCCAAAGACAAACAUCCGAUUAUCUCGAGAAACAUCGACGACUUUGCAUCUUUAAAGAGGACAUCGAGAAAAUCAACUCGGAUCUACACGAUUUAAACGAACAGUUAAAAAAUAUAGAUGGAAGAAUCGGUGACAAUUUAUCGACAUCAAAAGCGACAUUGGCUGCUUUUGAACAAUUUGAACAAACUAUAACGAUCCUGGAGGAAAGAAUUGAGACGUUUGUGAGAAAGACUGAAGAGACGAUUGUUCCGUUAACACCACAAAUAACGGACGAGAUUUUAUCUCUGCGAAACAGAUGGGAUCAUCUGAGGAAACGCGUGCGAGAUACCAAAAAACGAAUGAAUUUAAGUAUCGAGUAUUUCACGCUCUUGGAGGAAGCCAAACAGUGGUUUAGAGAAGGCAGUAAACUUUUGGUGAUUGUCGCGCGUAAAGCUACAACUGUGAAAUUGCCUGAAGAAGCCACCGAAUUACUGCAAGAAAUUAAUGCUUAUAUCAAACCGGGUGAAGAGCAGCAGGAAAAGAGAAUUGAACAGCUGAAGCAAUUAUCGACGAUAGUUUUCGGUACAGAUAGACUUCCGCAAUUCAACGAAGUGGUGGUAGAAAAUCGGCAAAUGCUAGAUUCCUUCGAAGUCGUUUCUUCUGAAUUGCGCACCCUGAGCCAGAAUUUGCAGAAUGCCGAGGAUCUUCGGGAAAGACUGCGAAUUGAGAAGUUAGAAGCUGACAAGAAACUGGAAGCUGCUAAAAUAGAAAUGGCCGCGGCGGAAGCUGCCAGAGUGGAAGCGGAAAAUGCGAGGAAACUUGCGGAACAGCUCGCGGCCGAGACCUUGGACAAGGCUGCAAUUGAGGCGAAAAAGUUGAAAGAGGAGGAGGCGCGAAAAAUCGUCCCUCCUGUUUCUCACUCCGUCUCUGCCCAGACUGAUGAGACCGUAGUAGAAGAAACGAUUACUUCCGCCGUGACGACGAAAGAGAUUCACAUCCUUCAGAAGAUGGAAGUCGAGAAAAAUGUUCCAGUGAUUCAAAAAGAGGCUAGUCCACCAAGAAAACUUGUAUCCGAGGAAAUACACGAUGAAUCCUAUGUUGAAAACGUGCAAACAGAAAAAAUUGUAUCAUUGGCUCCAAAAUUCAUAAUUCCUUUAAGCGACGCGACGGUUCAAGAAGGCAAAGAAUUCAAUUUCGAAUGCCGUUUAAUCGGCCAGCCGACGCCAGAAGUAGUCUGGUACAAAGAUGGAAUAUCGAUUUUGAACAAUCCCGAUUAUUUAACGACUUACGUAAACGACGUUUGUACUUUGAAAAUAGAAGAGACAUUCGCUGAAGACUCCGCCAAGUAUACUUGCCGCGCGUUUAAUAUUGUUGACUCUGCCGAAACAUCAGCCACUCUCACUGUCAAAGAAACUAUCUUGGAGGAACAACCCAGCGCUCCCGUUUUCGUGAAAGAGUUGCAGGCUUCCACCGUGAGGGAAGGAUCCUCACAUAAAUUAGAGUGUACUGUUGAAGGAAAUCCUCUUCCAACGGUGCAGUGGUACAAAAACGAUACAAACAUCGACAAUUCUCCGGACUAUGCUAUCACUUUUAACAAUGGGGAAGCUAUUCUAAAGUUUGAUGAAGUCUUUUUGGAAGACAAAGCUUUAUAUACCUGUAAAGCAACGAAUCAAUGGGGACAAUCGUCUACUACUGCUUCUCUCGAUGUGCAACCCGCGCAAAUUACUACAAAGAAACCAUAUUUUGUGGUGCCGUUGUCAAAUGCGAUGGCCAGAGCGGGCCAAAAAGUAAAACUAGAAUGCGAAGCUAGCGGAGAUCCAGUUCCUGAAUUAAUCUGGUCUCACGAUGGAAAGCCGAUUGAGGAAACUAAAUAUCAUAAGAUUCAAACGGAUGGUGCUCGAACAAGCUUGAUUAUUACGGAAGCUUUUCCGAAGGACGCCGGAUGUUAUACAGUAAUCGCCAAAAACAAAGUCGGAGAGACUACUGUAUCUUGCACCGUUUCAGUGAAAGGACGCUUGCUUCACGAAACCAGCGAAUCCGAUUUGGUUGUUUGCAGCGACACGGAACCAGUAGUUCCGAAAUUUCAUUUAUCUUUGCGGGAUCUUAAAAUACAAGAAGGACAAUCAGCUAGACUAGAUUGCGUGAUUGUAGGUCAGCCUGAACCGGAGGUGAUUUGGUAUCACGACGAGCAGCCCGUGAAAGAAUCGUCAGACUUCCAGCUACUUUUCCAAGGUGAUAGAUGUUCACUAGUUAUUCACGAAGCUUUCCUGGAUGAUGCUGGCACAUAUAAAGUAGUUGCCAUUAAUUCUGGCGGCGAAGCUUCUAGUCAAUGUACAUUAACAGUUAUGCCGGCAUCUACCAUCCCGGAUGUAAUCGAUCGAAAGAAGGAAGACGAAACUCUCGUUAGUGGUUCAGCACCGAAAUUCGUUAGACUUCCGACGGAUCUGCUUGUGGCUGAGGGUGAAGAUGCGAUCUUCGAGUGUGCCGUAACUGGAGAACCGAAACCUGAUUUGAAAUGGUACUCGGACGACGGCGAAGUCAUUCAUAACGAGAGAAUUUUAAUCAAAGAACGAGAGGAUGGAACAAGAUUCUUGAAAAUUUUAUCCGCGAUACCGGAAGAUAAGGGCAAUUACGUAGCAAAAGCUAUAAACGUGCAUGGUGAAGCGAAAGCUUUUGCGAGGUUCAAAGAAGUAUUUGAGGAUAGAAGAAUACCCGAAGGAAUUUCGACAAAAUUCGAAUGCAUCGUCACUGGUAAACCUUCUCCCAAGAUUCAGUGGUUGUUUAAUGAUCGGCCGGUUCAUGGAAAAGAUUUCUUAGUGUCCGUUAGCGGGGAUCGGCAAGUUCUGACAAUUCCUGAGGUCGGGGAUGCGCACAUCGGCACUAUUUCUUGUGUAGCGGAAAACGCGGCUGGUAGAGCAGUUUGUAGCGCUAAAGUGGAAAUUGAUAGUGGAUCAGUGAAACAGAUUGCAGGUGAAGUCAAAGAAGUGCUCGAGUUAGUUCCACAUUCUCCUGCAGAUAUCAUGCAUCCUGCGAGUAGUAGUGAUAAACACUUCUCAAGCGAGAAGACGUAUCAUGAAGGUGGUGGUGAAAGUCAUGUGCUAACCAAAAUGUCAUCGACUGUCACGCAUUCCUCAACAACGUCUACGAAAAAGGAAUUCUUAUCGUCCUCUACUUCCACUUUAUCGCAAUCCGGACAAGAACCUACCAGUGUUUGCACAAAAGCAACUGUGCAAAGUUCGGAACAGUCAACUUCUGAAAAUGGAGCACCACCUGUCGUACAGUCUCACAAGAUCGAGGAGUAUGAGAAAAUCAUACAGGAUCGACCUGGCGAGGUGCGACAAGAGAAAACUGUUGUAGUGUCUGAAGAAGCGGAAGGAGUAAAACGCGAUGUCAAGACAAAUCAAAUACAAAAGCCAACCAGAAAACCGAUAGCGCCCAGGUUCGUCUCGCCGAUUACAGGGAUGAUUGUCGAUCAAGGAACGGAUGUAGUUCUCGAAGGCAUUAUUGAUGGUUUUCCACAACCAACCAUCUUGUGGUCGAAGAAUGGUCAAAAACUAACAUCGACAGAUAAUAUGAAAAUUAGUUACGCUCAUAAUCACGUAAAAUUGGAACUGAAGAAUGUCAAUAUAAAAGACGCUGGACGUUAUACCUGUACAGUGAGCAAUGAUGUUGGAAGCGCUAGUAGCACGGCUGAUCUUGUUGUCAAAAAGACAGUAUUUCCUCCGGUCUUCGGCAAGCGCCUCAAAGCUCAAGUAGUAAAAAAAGGAGAUCGCGUUAUUAUGGAAGUGGAAAUUACCGGUAUACCUGAUCCCACAGUUAAUUGGUAUAAAAACGACGUGCCGAUCAAUGAACGACCACCAGAAUUGAGGAUUAUUCAACAAGGAAAUUGUUAUACAUUGCUCAUAGAUAAAGCUAAAGAAGAAGAUGGCGGUAAAUACAUGGUGCGAGCGACGAACGCCGGUGGCGAGGCGCAGAGCAUCGCAGAUGUUGCGAUUUUCGAACCAAAGCCCGAUACGAUGGUGGAAGUGCAUAAAACUGUUGUCUAUGAAAACGUUCAGGAUAAAAAUGUUGUCCAGUCCAAGGAAAAGAGGGAAGAGGCGUCAUCAGCCAUUUUGACGAGCGAACAGGCACCAACGACAGCGAUCCAGCCAAGUCCGUUUAAAUCAAUUUCGACUCUGGCAUCGACAAUCGAUACCGUGCAAAAGAUCGAAGGGCCAGAGAUAAAAGCUAGUAAAUCGGAGACGAUAUCAUCUAUAAUCGAAUCCCACGAAACCGAAACGAAGUCGGAGCAGAAGUUGCAUAUGAAGCUGGAACAUAAAACUCCGUCCAUCGUAGAGUCUCGAACCGAACAAACGAUUGCGGUAAAGGAAGUUGACCGUGACAAAAGAGACAUUGCGGAGCCGUUGAUAAAGACGGAUGAGAAAUCAACAAUCGAGAAUGAAAACAUAGAGACGUCUACUAUCGCGAGAAAAGACGCGUUAAGCUUCUUCGAAUCGAUUACGAAGGAAAGUGAGACACUGCCGAAAGGGCCGAAGGGAAUGAUUAAACUGACGGAAGACGGGCAAGUUCAAGCAGCAAAGGUUGGAAAAUUAACGAAGAGUUAUGAGCGAGGGGCAACUUAUCAAGAAGUAAAGAAAUCGGAACCAAGACCAUCGGAGUUUCAAGCGACGAAAAAAGCUGUCCAGGAUAUUUUCACGAAGUUGGAACAAGGACCGCCGCGUGGAGUGGAGAAUAAACUGUUCGACUUCCCGUACGAGAGUCCUUCAGCGGAAAUAAAAAAAACGGCAAUAGAGGAAAAAAUAAUUUCUGAUUUGUCUAUUUCGCAACUACAGUUUCAGACAGAGAGCUCCGAAACGUUGCUGGAAAGUUUCAACCUUGUACCAGAACCACCCCCCGAGAUAUGUUACAUGCCGAAGCCGGAAGAGGUGAAAAAAAAACGACCCGAUGUGUUUGUCAAGGCGAAACAGCUUCAGGAGUCCUUUGAGAAAACCCUGUCCCCGAUAGAUGCUCCAAUCGGAGGUGUCAAAAUCUUUCCUACGCCGUCCACCCCGAAAAUACCGGAACCUGUCAAACCUACGGAACCUAUUCCCGCAUUUACGAUACCGCCGCCGUUCGAACUCGAAAAGAGAGAAGUGUUUGAGGAAACGUGCGUAAAGAAAGACGCGCACGAGAAAAAGGAAAGCGAAUACUUUAAGGAAGAAAAGAUAGAACCAUCGAAGUACGCAUCGAUCUUGAGAAGUACUUCUCCCAUCAGACCGUGGUCAUCGUCAUCGGAUGUGGAAACCAAGUCGCAUGUGUCUACAGACCUUUCGGAAUACAGAUGUUACUCGGCUGCAUCUAGCCACCAAGAAACUCUGAGAUCAAUGUCGCCAAAGCCAUCUGCGGACGCAUUGGCGAUGGAAAAAUCCUGGGCGAAAAAGUGCGCGGAUUCGAAUCGAAAGUCAUGGCCACCGCAGACUGAAACUUUUGGUCAGAAGUGGAAUAUUCCCGUCGACGAAUACAAGAGCUCCGCAAAAGAGUUUAAACAGAAGGUCGAAGAAACACCGCAAGGUGGAAUAAAGAAAACUAGCACGGAAUCUUCGACCAGUAUAGAGAAACGAUCGUGGAGCAGCAAAGAAGAGUUCACGGAGAAAAUAGUGGAAGCACCGCCGAAACUUGGUCCGAUAAUUUAUAACGCCGAAACGAUCAAAGUCGAUCACACGGUAACUCCAAUACAAGAGAAAGCAUUGUUUGAAAAAUAUAUAAGUGAGUGCAAUGUAGAGAAAGCAGAAACAACGCAGAAAUUUGAAGAAUAUAGCUCGAAACACUGGGCAGAGGACAAAGAAUUAAAAGCGCCUAGCUUGGUACGAAAAAUCGAGCCAGCCGCGAAAACGUCGCUCGUAACGUCGCGUCGCCUUCCGGAGACGGAAGUGGACUCAAUCGUUCUCGAACCGGGAUCACCUCCGGAAAUUGGAUAUAUUCCACCACCUUUUGUAAAAGAGACAGCUAUAUUGGAAAACGCAAAAGUGGAACAGAGGGAAGAACCGCCCGUGCUUCCGCCGAAAGAUGUGCGCAUUACACCACCGCCUAUUCCGGCUAAGAAACCUGUGAAGCAUUCAACGCCAGUACCAUCAAGAUUUGUUAAAGGUCCGUUCAGCCACGAAAGUGAUUAUGAGUCUGAUUUCGACAGUCGUCCGAAAGCAAAGUGGAGACCUUACGAGAGUGACAAUGAGGAACCGCAUUACAGAAAAGUCCAGGCGCCCAUUUUGAAACAACCGACGAGGCCGAGAUCCACCGAGCCCGAGCCACUUCCGCCUUCCAAAUUCGAGACUCCUGCACAGUUUUCAGGGCCAUCGCUCGUCACAGAAUCUUCCGAAAAGACAACAAGGAAGAUGGCGUUUAAACGGCACGAGAGAGAAUCCAAGCAGCAACAGCAGCAAAGCUCGAUUCCUUUAAAACCCGGUUCUCCACCGAUUUACGUACAACAGAGUGUGAAAAAUUCUGCACCAAAAUCUCCGUCCGUUAAAAAACCGGAAUCCCCGAAAUUCAAAACAAAAGUUUUUCAUCAAGAAAGCGGUUACAUGGCGGACACCGACGAGCCUUUCCAGCAGAAAGCUUCGUCUACGACGACGCAGAAGUUUAUUGGAAAACGCGAAGGUUCCUCGACGACGGUUCACACGGAGAGUCAUACUACAUGCUCAGAAAGUAGAACGAAAUCUUUUGAAAGCCACAGUUACGAAAGCGAUCGUUUGCGAAAGGAAGAAUCGUCGUCUUUCGUCUCGCCAUCUAUUUGCAGUACACAGCCGGCUCCGAAAUUCGUUCAACAACAACGCAGCUCGUUCGAGAAAAGCUACGCCUCGUCGACUAGCAGCGGUCUACGCAGAUUCGAGUCCGUGAAGGAAACGGGGCAUUCCAUAGAUCAGUUGUACAAAAAAUUGGAACCAGCGGAAAAGGUUCUGCCAGCCUCUCCGAGUCCUUCGAAAUUUGUGAAGGGCGACUUCCGCGAGAGCGACUAUGAGAGCGACUACGAUGGCAGAACACCGCCCUACCGUACAGCCAGCUCAAUGAAAUUUACUGCUACUGAUUCAGGGAAGCCAACGGAGCCGAGUUCACAUCGCAAGCAACAUACAGUGGUCGCGACAAAACCGAAAACAGUUCUCUUGCCCGGCUCACCGCCGGAAAUCGCAUACGCGCCGCCACAACCGCAGCAACAAUUUUACGAGGCACGCACCAGCGCGCCGUUUACCAACGCGGUGGGCACAGAGACGAAGAAAACUGUGAGGAUGGACGAAUCAACGGAGAAUACUAGAAGAAUCGUCACUGUCGAGCAAACGAGUCGCGUUAUCAAAUUCGGCGACACUAAUGCCGCACCUGUGCCGAAACAGCAAAGUGCGCAUUACCGCGUGCCAACACCGAAGAAAUUUGUGCAAGGACAAUUUCGGGAGUCCGAUUACGAGAGCGACGUGGAUUCUAACAAAAUCCGGCCGAAGUGGACUCCAGCGAACAGUGACACGGAAGAUCUGUGUUACCGGAAAGUUCAACCACCCACGAUAAAAAGUCCAAGAUCAUCGAGUGCGUCAGUGAGGCAAAUCCCAUCGCCGAUGGAAUUCGACACCGGUCCUCCGACGACGUCGUUGACGCAGAUCCGCAGAGAAAACACGGAUAAAAAGAUCAACUUCCAAAGACACCAGCAGCAUACAACUUCUGAAAAAACCGACAGCAUUCUACAGCCUGGAUCGCCGCCCGAAUACGGAUUUAUUUCAAGGGGCGACGUAAAAAAAGCAGCGGACCACAUCGCGUCACAUCAUAUGAGUGACAUGACAAGCAGCUUCAAGUCGAAAACUGAAAAAUUUGUAAGCGAUAUCCAGUCAGACUUGAGACAGAGUAAGCCGAUUCUGAAACAUCCUGUCGACUCGAGGACGACCGAUAGCGACGAGCCAAGAACUUAUAGAGAAGAAUCGCGACUCUCCGAACACGGAACAAAACAAAUCGAUCCGGACACUGGACUCAUAUACUUCAAAUAUGACUUUGGUUACGAAUUCGGUAUCGUUUUGCCCGGCGAGGGCAAGAAAACGGUCGAAAGCAGCAAGAAGACCAUUCAAGGGCAGAGACGCGCGAGCGAUAUAGAAGUGCCUAUAGUCCACGAGUUUACCGAGAAGAAAACGAAUGGCUUUACGAAGAAAGACACAUUUUUGAAUCGGCAGAGCAAGUCGGGAAGUAAAUUCGGAAGCUCGAAGACUGUCAAAUGGGAACCGACAUCGGAGAGCGAGUUUUCCGAAGCUGAAGACACGAGGAAUCUCAAUAAGAAGCAGUCGAGUAACGGAAGUAUAGAUAGCUCGAUGGCUCCACCAAGUCUAGUCAUACCUAGCUCCGUGUCACCGUCUAGGUGGGAUCACAUAACGCCCAGUCCACUUUCUCUCAGUCCAAGCCUACCGAGCCUCUCUCCCAGACAAAGUAGCGUCACUGGACCACCUAGCAAUGUGGACUCUGCAGGUUCGCCGUGGCCAACCAGCAAUGGUGUAUCAUCAAACAAGGAAGUGAUUCAGCCUUACCUCGAUAUAUUACCGAAAAAAGCUCCUAUUUUCAUCACGCCAUUGAAAGAUAUCGCGGUAGUGAGCGGACAUCCCGCUAGAUUCGAGUGCAUUGUUCAGGCUGAACCGCAACCUAAUAUUCUUUGGUCGAAGGACCGCAGGAUUGUCGAAAACUCUGCGAGCCACGAAAUCCAUUACAGGAACGGUGUUUGCCGCCUUACUAUAUUGAGAGCUUUCUCCGACGAUGCCGGGACUUACGCAUGUACGGCAACGAAUAGCCUAGGUUCCACCGUAACUUCUGCCAACUUGGAAGUGUCAGGUAAUAGACGAUCUCUAUAUGCUGCCUUUUCGUAAAAAUGAGGAUAGGAACAAUCGAAGGGAAUAGAUGCAAAAAUAAUGGAAGUUUCAAUUCUUAAUUUCGGUCUAUUGGUGUCGGAUUUGCAUACAUAUCAUUUGAUUAUUGCUUAAUCAGCUCGCAAACUAAUACGGUGAAGGAAAGGUAAUGCUCGAGGUAUUUUCUACACAAAAAGAAAUUCUUACAAACACUUAAGAAUAAAUAUUAAGUAUAAUAAUUCGAUGUUAAGAUGCUGUUUUAGCUUGCUGCUUGUUGGGAAUGAAAAGAACAAUUUAUCACUAUAUAAAAAAAUAAAAAUGAGUGAUAAAUAAGACAAGAGCAAGUUGGCUUUGUCUCAAUUCGCAUAAUUGUUUCUUUUGCAUUUCAUAAAAACGUACGAGCUAAUGUCAGGUGACAAAAGCUAGUCAAUUAAAUCGAACUAGUCGAUAAUGAACAAACAAACAAAAAUGCGAAAGUUAAGAAAAUGCUACAUAGAUUAUUUUUGUCAUGCUAUGAAUGAUUCUCUGGUGGAUCAUGCUAUUGGAUGGAUUAAGAAAAGCUUUUGAUUCUUUGCAUAUCUACGUACUUUAUCUCUUGUCUAUGUUUACAUCUUAUUUCUCUUUCAACUAUUCUUUCCUUUCAUUAAAACAAUAUAUUUCCAAUUUGUCUUUAAGUAUACCUUAAUUACUUCUUGCCAACGUUGUUAAAACUAAAAUCACAAUACUCUCUUUUUAAUCAAUCUUCGCGAAAGCGAGUGACUGGAAAUGAAAUCGCUGAUAAAAUAGAGAGUAAAAAUAGUUUCCUAUUUUAAAAUCCAAAGAUUAUUUUAAAUCAUUCUCUAUUUAUGUAUCGUGAUAUUGUUGAAACAUACUAGUCACACAUUAUUUAAAAACAGUAUAAUAAAAUUAUUGUUUAUGGAUAAACAUGAAAUAAAUUCAGUAGAAAUAUCCGAUCGCUCUAAAUGCGGUUUCUCACUUUGUAGGUUAAUAAGUUUCUACGUUAAUUGUCUUUGCUUAAAAUGCGAGAAAUUAAUGUUUCCUAGCUAGACAAAAAUGCGGGAAUUUGUUAUGGGACUAUGCUAUAAAUCUCAUAUUGUUAGCUCCUUGCGUCGAUAGUUGUCAGAGAUAAUUCAUACGCAUUUAAAUGUACAGCGCAAAAUGGUACAGUCACGAAAAACGGCAUUUUUUCAGUAAUUUUAUAAAAGCAUACAAUAUUCUUUAAGUUACGUAAAUGAAUAAUUUUUAAUAUUUAAGGAACGGCUAAAGACACUUUCAAAGAUAUUUUAACAUUCUCUCAUCGCAAGGGGUUAACUAUUAUUUAUUAAUAUCACAUAAUGAUACUUAUAUACUAUGUAAAUAAACGUGUGCUUCCUCAACAAAAUAUAAACUUGGGUAAUGGUUUAACGAA
Linepithema humile (Argentine ant) is the source of this 16512-nucleotide messenger RNA. Lineage: Eukaryota; Metazoa; Arthropoda; Insecta; Hymenoptera; Formicidae. The record is from RefSeq and is a predicted model, not a curated record.